Molecule: messenger RNA, 2754 nt
Organism: Rubroshorea leprosula
Lineage: Eukaryota; Viridiplantae; Streptophyta; Magnoliopsida; Malvales; Dipterocarpaceae
Source: the annotation of a GenBank genome assembly
AUUUUCAUUUCUGUAUUUGCUUAAACUUUCUAAAAUUCUCUGAAGCGAAACGCUCCAGCUUGAAGAACAGCACACCGAAUCGACUUCACAUCAGUUUCAGGUAAAAAUGGUUUCAUUGAGAGAACUCACAGAGCAACGAGGUAACCAGGGCAGAGAGGGAGAAGAGGAAGGGGUUUUGUCCGUGGAGCCUAUCACUAUGAUAGUGCCGCCGGAGUUGCAGGAUGUACUGGAAACAACGACGUCUGAGAGCAGCGCCAGUUCCAGCGCCAGCGACAAUGGUGACAACCACCCUAGUGCGUCGUCAAGCAGCUCGUCUACUGAAGAGACACCCAGCCGCGAAGAAGGGAUGGGGGAUGUGGUGAGCAGUGUCUCAGAUCGGCCGGUGAUUGGGGAAUGGGAAGGCGCGACGAUCCCAGGCAGGUUGAGCAACCUGCGAAAAGCACCGAAGGACCUGCCCACUGGAUUCAGGUUCAGGGCUGCACUUCAUCACGAAGUAGCAGAUUGUGCGCCCUCCAUAAGCGGAUAUAAAAGACUCGAGGAGAUGGUGAGGGCGUACCACAUCCCUAAAACUCUACUGUUGCGGACUGGCGGGCAGAACGAAAGGGCGUGCACAAUGUCGCAAACGGGCUGGAUCCCCGUGUAUGUGGACCACUUUGACGCCAGCCUGCGGUUUCCCCUGCCCGGAUUGGUGUUCGACCUGCUGGCGGACUACGAGCUGGCGCUGACGCAGCUGACGCCCAACAGCAUAAGGUUCAUUAUUGGCUUUAUGCUGUUGUGUGAGCGAUUAGAGGUACCGGCCAAGGCGAUCGUGUUCAGGUCGCUGUUUCAAUGCCGGCUGUGUCCCAACUCCCGAGGCGCGAAGUGGUACUACCUCUCCGGGAGAGACAAAAGCCAACUGUUCAAGAAUGUCCGGAAUAAAUUGCUGCCCCGGGAUGUCGAUCUGAAGAACCAGCUGCUUGAGUAUGCGCAGAGGGAGAGUCUGAUAGAUCUAGAAGCCCUGGUUACCUCGGAGCAGCUCGUCGUGUUCGGGUUUGUCGAUGUGGCAAACCUGUUCGUAGAAGGUAUACCUUUAUUAGAUAGUACUAAUUCUAGCCGGGCUGAGUCUUAUGCGUUUGUUUGUGCAGGAGAAAUGAGUAGCAUCUUAGAACGCCAACGUCAGCGAGCCCAGAGCUCACGAGGUCGCGGGCCGGGCAGCACCUCACAAAGACAAACACGGUUCGACGAGCGACCGCUAGCCGCGCCUCAAUCGCGCAGCUCGUCCCAGCGAGGGUCUAGCUCGACGUCCAGGCCGCGAGCAGAGAAUAGGGUUGAGGUGGCAGCUCCCAGUGCACGUAGGUGUGCACGUGAGGAGACGGAGGGCGACGAGGAUGAGGUCCCCCUUGCUCGACGCAGAACGAGCGGGGGGACUCAGCCAACGCAGGUGGUUCGACCUGCAGCUUCUAACGCGCCAGUAACAACUGCGCGGGCGGCGGCCGAGCCUGCUUUUACAUCGGCCUCAGUGUCGGGCCCCAGGAUCGCCUAUCCUGAGGGCUUCAGCUAUAUAAGGGCGGAGUGCCAGCCUGCCAUGGUGCAAGGCAUGCACAGCUUUGUGCCCCCCAUGGACAGUAAGCGAGCCAAAGCUUUCGUACAGCAGCAUAGCGGCCAGGUCGCCAUGAUAAAGCUGAUGGAUGCGUUCAGCUACGCAGUCGCGCUGUACGAGAGCGAGCAGGGAGCUCGUAUACAGAACAGCGAGCUCAGCGCAAACUGCAAACAGCUGGCUGCAGAGAAGGCUGGCCUCGUGGACGACGUCAACCGUCUACAAGGCUCUAAAAUGGCCAACCGCACAGCCACAGCGGAGAGCCGAGCCGAAGAGCUCGCAAAUAAGAUCAAUGAGCUCAAGGAGGAGCUGGAGCGAGCCCGUGCUGAGAAGGAAAGCGGGAUUCAAGCGGCGAAGGAUGAGGCCGCCCGAGUCGAAGAGCGAGCAAAGAGAGCUGAGGACGAGAGGGACCGUGCUCAGACCGAGCUGGGUUCGCUGAGGUUCCAGGUCGCUGAGGCCGACAAGAACCUCAGCGCCACCGAGGAGGCGCUGAACGAAUUGAAGGCAUCUCAUGCGCGCUCUGUUGGUAUUGCCCGAGCUCAAGGAGUAGAGUGGCUGGUCGGCUCGUCAACAUUCCAAGACGCAGUGGCGGUGGCAUCUGCUAACAUGACCAUGGAGAUCUACAACGAGAUUCGUGGGAAGGUGCUGCACCACCGCCCAGAUUUUCCAAUCCGCGAGCUGGUCUUCUUUGACGAGGAGGAGCUUGACGAGCAAGGGCGUGCCUGUCUGGCCACCGUUCGUGCUGGAGGACGGCGAGAAUCCAAUAGGACUGCCCUCAUUCGAUGCAUGGGUAGAGGUGCUCCUAUAGCUGAGCAGGAGCCUUCAAGCACCCCGUCGAACUCUCAGCCCGCCGUGGUGUCAGCUAGCUCACCUGUCAGCGCGCCAGCCUCUGAGCCCGCAGCCCGGUCUCCGCCAGCUCGCUCCCCUGCAACUGCUGCUAACGCAUCCAUGCCCGUCGAUCUGACGGAUGACUAGAUUUAGGGUUUUUCCUUUUGAUUUUUUUGUACUUCGUUUUUGUAUUUUUGUAUUUGAUCAAUGGAUUCAUAUCAUGUGUACCCUUAAUGUAAACAUCUUUGAUGAAAUACAAAAAUGAGUUUUUCUUUGAAUUUUGUUGUAUUUUCGGUGUAUCACUGUUUACAACUGUCGAAUAACAACUGGAAUAAAAGAAUAGUAUACAA